This is a messenger RNA of Xenopus tropicalis (tropical clawed frog), 5291 nucleotides long. It is a transcript of the gene crebrf, whose product is annotated as CREB3 regulatory factor. NCBI's taxonomy places the organism in Eukaryota, Metazoa, Chordata, Amphibia, Anura, Pipidae. The transcript is spliced from 9 exons. Gene Ontology annotation, molecular function: DNA-binding transcription factor activity. The record is from RefSeq and is a predicted model, not a curated record. Gene Ontology annotation, biological process: response to unfolded protein; regulation of DNA-templated transcription. Bases 318 to 2360 code for a protein of 680 amino acids.
GCACAUAAGGGAGGGGACUGCUUAUGGUUUACAUAAGCGCCUUUAUCUCCUUUUACUCGAGAUCAAUGUUUUUCCAGCUGGGACUUUCCAUUGUUCAUGUGGCAGGAUACAUUAGUAGACACCCAUAUGACUCUCUGGGAGUUGUAGCUUAGCAAGAACGGAAAAGGCAGCGCGACUGGACAAUGUCUGUAGUGCAGGGAAAGUACAUUCAUCGAUAAUGCUAAAGGGAAGGCAGGUGCUGCCUAUGAAAUUCCCAUUGCAUGAAGAGAGUGUAACUCCAUUUCCCCCCUAACUGGGGAAUAGCAGCACUCCGCUGCAUGUAUAGUUCUUUUGUCAUUGAUAGCACGGAAAAGCUGCAAAAGAGGUCUGUGGGACAGCAGAGAAAGUAUUUAGGAUUAAGUCCUGAAAAUCUGGGCUUUGAGAUGCCUCAGCCCAGUGUCAGUGGAAUGGAUCCUCCUUUUGGGGAUGCCUUUCGGAGCCCCACAUUUCCUGAGCAAACAUUAAUGAGCACAGACCUCCUAGCAAACAGCUCAGAUCCAAUGUUUAUGUAUGAACUGGAUCAAGAAUUAGGCUAUCAACAGAGCCCAACUGAAAACUUCCUAAUGCUAGAAGAUGGCAAAGAUUUUGAAAACUUAGAGUCAUUUACAGAUGUCCUUGAAAGCAGUCCACCUGUGACUUCAAAUUGGGAGCAGUGGGAUACCUACUGUGAGGACCUGACCAAAUACACAAAGCUCACGAGCUGUGAUAUUUGGGGAACUAAAGAGGUGGAUUAUCUAGGUCUUGAUGAUUUCUCCAGUCCAUAUCAGGAUGAGGAGGUGAUCAGCAAAACGCCCACGCUUGCUCAGCUUAAUAGUGAAGACUCCCAGUCAGUCGCUGAUUCCCUUUACUAUACAGACAGCUUCCUAGGCACUAAGACUUCAUAUGUACCAGGAAAGAAAGUGACAGCAGUAAGAGUAACUGCCCCAGUGUGCUCAUCAAAGACUUCACAUACUGAGGUGCCAUUAGCUGACUGCUCUCAAAAGGCUACCAAGUCUGUUGCAAGCAUCCAGAUGGCAGUAAAAACAAAUGUUUCAUGUGAAGAAAAAAUUAACCUCCAUGGGGGGUGUAAGGACUAUGUGAAAAAGGCCAAGGUAAAAAUCAGUUCGGUACUUCCUUGUCGGCCAACAACCACUAUGGUUGCCGCUGAUGCUGCAAAGGAGAACACAUGUUUUUGUGGUGCCUUGGCAAAGAAGCAGGAAAAGGCGAUAGGGGAGCCACCCAUAGGCCGUAAAAACUAUGGAAUCCUGCCUUUCAAGGAAACUCAAAAACUUUUUUGUCCAGCACCUGCGCUUAUAACAAUUGGUCCUGGAGAUGGAAAUACUUCUGCUGGAGCUUCUGUCUCUGAUCCUUCACAAAAGAAAGAAGAGCACAACUAUUCACUUUUUGUAUCAGAAGGCCUAACAGAACCUACAGUAAAGAGCGAGAUCUCUCAGCAGCAGGAGGAAGAAGAAGAGGAGGAAGCUGAAUUAGAUGAAGAAGAUCAUGAUGAGGGAUUUGGUAGUGAGCAUGAGCUAUCUGAGAAUGAGGAAGAAGAAGAGGAGGAGGAGGAGGAAGAGGAGGAGGAGGAGGAGGAAGACUAUGAAGAUGAUAAAGAUGAUAUCAGUGAUACUUUUUCUGAACCAGGAUAUGAAAAUGAUUCAGUAGAAGAUCUAAAGGGAAUCACAGCCAUUUCAUCACGAAAGAGAGGAAAGCGGAGAUACUUUUGGGAAUAUAGUGAGCAACUGCUACCAUCGCAGCAGGAAGGAACAUUGAGACCCUCAGAAUGGAACAGAGAUACUCUUCCAAGCAAUAUGUAUCAGAAGAACGGACUGCACCAUGGCAAGUACACUGUGAAGAAGUCUCGCAGGACAGAUGUGGAGGACCUAACUCCAAACCCAAGAAAGCUUCUGCAGAUUGGUGGAGAGCUGCGCAAACUGAACAAGGUGAUCAGUGACCUAACACCUGUAUCAGAACUUCCUCUUACUGCUAGGCCACGGUCCCGCAAAGAGAAGAAUAAGCUUGCUUCCAGAGCAUGUCGGCUUAAGAAGAAGGCUCAGUAUGAAGCAAACAAAGUAAAAUUGUGGGGCCUAAAUACUGAGUAUGAUAACUUGCUGUUUGUGAUCAAUUCAAUAAAACAAGAAAUCAUGAACCGGAUCCAGAUUCCAUGUGAAGAAUGGUCAGCUAGCAUGGGGCAGAAACUAGAUGCCAUGAUUAAAGAUACAAUAGGUUCACCAGUAGCUGGACAGACCUCUGAGUUUGUAAACCAGGUUUUGGAGAAAACCUCAGAUGGUGAUGCAACUGGUGGCCUUGUGGGAUUACGUAUACCAACUUCAAAGGUGUGAUAGCCUCUCUGUACAGCCACUACUGAUGUGUUGUUCUCCCAUGUUCUGCACUCUCCAGUGUAAAUUUCAUAUUUUGCAUGUCAUUCUGCCUGUAUAUUUUUUUAUUUUAUGGAACCAGAUUCUUAGAACACCUUCAAAAGUAAAAAUAUAUGUGGAGAGAACCCAAUGCACGAGACAUUGCUUCAUCACAGAAAUAGUUGUUUUGUUAGUUGCUCUACUUUUUUGUCAUAAGUUCUAUAUAUAUAUAUAUAUAUAUAUAUAUAUAUAUAUUGAAGUUAAAAUUAAGUUUGUUUUAGGCUAAGCAACUACAAUUUCUUAUAACUUCAUAAAGUUUUGAGUUAAUGCCAAAAUUAGGCAGUGUGUACCCUGAGAACAAAAAGAGUAACACAAAGUCAGUGAAUUUCUGCAGAAUUUUAAGACAUAAACACUCUUUUGUGCUCAGAGUAUAGUGUGUGUGUUUAUAUAUACAUUGUAUGUAUACACAUAUGCACUUUUAACACGUGAAACUUUGUAUAAAAUCUUUGUGCCUUGUAAUUUGCAGAGUAAGAAGACACUUCUGAAGCUUAAGGCCAUCUAGGCUGUUUUGUAUGCUUUAAAGUGAAUUAAAAAAAAAACCCCAUAAAACUUGUACUAACCUUAGUAUGUAGAUACUUAUGACAUAGUACAUAAUAUGGGGUUAAACUCAAAUGUCAAUACUUAUCGUGACUUCCCUUUUCCCUGAAUGUACAUAGGAAUAUGUUGAAAAUGUAAAUAUGUGCCACAGAGUCUGUGAACUGUAUAGAAACAAACAGGAAGACAAAGACAAAAAUGAUUUAAAAAAAAAAAAAAAAAAAUAGAAAAGAGAAAAAAAAAAAACCUACUCAAAUGGUGGCUCUUGAACUUAAACCAUAAGACUUCUUCUUCUAUCUUUCUUUUUUUUUUCCUUGGUACCUUAACCGUAACAGACAGAAACAAAAAAUUGCACAUUACUUUGAUUGUUGUUAUAAUUUUUUAUUUUGUACCAAAGACAAACACGUUAAGGUGGCAGACUGCCAGUCAAAGUAAAGUUUUGCACAGCUUCUAAGAUACUGUAACGAAUGUAAACAAUUUAAAACAUAUAUAUCUAUAUAUAUAUAUUAAAGAAAACUUUGAGGUCAGCGGAAUCCCAUUGAGGAAUGCCGAACUGUGAAUAUUAUCUUUUCUUAAGUAGUGGUCCAAUUUAUAGGCUUAUAUAUAAAUAAAUAUGGAGGGUGCAGUCACAGUCUUGUAUCUACAGCUGAGAAAUAUUUGUUUUUCCUUUGUAGAUAAACAAAGGCUUUAAUACCUUUGUGAUAUGUGUAUAAAUAUAUAUAUAUAUAAUUUUUUUUUUAAUAUAUAUUGAUUUUCAGAUGUUUGGAGAGUAGGUAGAGCUGCUACAUUUCACUGAAAUAGUUAAACUAAAACUUCCAGAAUCUGAUUUAUUCCUUGGCCCUUUGGCACCCUGUGAAUUAUAAAAAUAUAUAUAUAAAUAUAUCUAUAUUUUUGCUAUUGUAAUGUGCACAUGGAUAUAUAUAGAGAGAGUUCUAUAAAAUUCCAGUACUUUGCCAAUUUUUAUUUCCUUGAUCAUUCAAAGCAUGACAUAAUUUAAAAAAGAAUAGUUACAAUACAAAAAAAAAAACAGGAAAAAAUAAAAACAAAAAAAUAUAUAGAUUUUAUAUUUUUGUACCAGUUCUGCAAGAAUUGCUUCUUCAGAUGUUAGUGACUUGAUUUUACUUUAUGUUUUUGAUAGAGGUGAAUUUGUUUUAUCCUGCAUUUAGUAAUUCUGUUUAUUAAAUCUGAAUCUAAAUCGGAAAAUUUGAGAGUUGAAAAUGAAAAUACCUUUACUCACUUACCUUAAACUCCUGUUAACUUAAAAGUGUUUUCAACCAGGUAAUUUUACCACUUUAUUUCUAUUUUGAUCUAAGUUAUAUUUUGAUUUAGUUUCAUAAUAGUUAAUAGUUUCAUAAUAGUAAAAAAAAUACUGCCAUUGAUAUUGAUCAAUACAUCCCAGGUAUGGGAUCCUUUAUUCAGUGUCCUGGUAGCCAAAUGUUUUGGUAGUUGGGUGCAAUUUCACUCCAAACCCAGGAAAAUAUGGCAAUCUUGCUUUCACUUGUCCUUGCUUCCUCCACCUCUUUGUCCCAUUCAAUUCAGAUCUGACUGAUGGAAAAGGGAUUCUGUAUUUAUAAUACAUAACUUUUUUUGUUGCCUUUUAUCUUUUAAAGUGGACUAUAUAAAAGCAUCAUAAGGCAUUUCACUAAAUGUCAUGCCAAAAAAAAGAUUGCUCCCUUACCAGUGCCUUACCAUUUUAAGAAUGGGAUGAAUCUGCUGAUUAAAUCCUUACUAAGGAUGCUGUGGAUAUUUCUUAGAUACAAACAUUUCAGCUAUAUAACGUACAUCCAUAUACAGGAUACAGUACAACUGAGUAGAUGUAAGAUGUAAAGAAUUGUGUUGCCUAUGUUUCCUUCAUCCUAGAUUUGUAAUAAUCCACAUUGCCUAAGACACCUUGGUCUCUAAUGUCAUAUUCACAAUGAAAAUAUGUCCUGUUACUAUGACUCCACGAUCUAUGUUAUAAAAACACAAUUUGGUAACUCCCAGUGGCUUUCCGAUACCUGAGAUUACAGGUGGAACACUGGGAGGUUUAAGUUCUAUAUCAGUUGUAAGGUAUGAUCCCUGCUCUGAGAAGUCUCAUAUGUAUACCUGGCUGAUCAUUACUGUCUGAAAUAAUUCAGUAUACUUUAUUAUUGGCUUGGCUUUGUAGUGCACAAAACACUUUUCCUAGAUGCAGGAUAAAAUAAUUUGCUGUCUAUGCUGUAGUGGUGCUGAAUAGGGUACAGAAUUAAAUUGCCUUUUUGUAUGUGUCCUUGCUAUUAAUCUCUUUAAAGCAGAGUGGCAAGAUACUUAGCCACAUGUUUAUUCAGUGUUAUGUCUCAAAAG